ACCGAUACGUCAAAAGUGCUGCAGAAAAACAAUUCAUAUUUACCUAAAACUUCGAUAAAACGCGUUAUCUUAAAACAAAGCCACUAAUGUGAACAUUUAGAACUAUUUAGCGGUCAAUCGCCGAACAAAAUUGGUAUUUUAGAACGCUGCCGUAAUGAAUACGAAGGCGCGGCAAGAUCCAUGUUUGUUGACAUUUACUACAUCGUGUAUAGCUGUGUUGUGUUGUGCACCGCGCCGCGCCGUAUCUCUCAAUUGCAACGUGAAUUAUACGAAUCUGUGCUCAAAAUACAAUCAAAACUUAUCAAGUAAAAGCUCAGCAGUGAUUUAUUAAGUGCGUCGGACAUAUUUACUACUAUUUUGCUGCGAUUGUGAAUGAGUAAAAAGAGCGGGCAAAUCAGUGCAAGUGACGAUUGUAUAGCUAUUUUUAGACUGACUUGUACAGCGACAAAACGGCUAUUUGAUACUAGAAAUGUGUCAGUGUGUCAAAUUAAUGCUCCAAUAAGAAUUUGUCAGUGAAAAAAUGAUAUUAUAAUCGUAUUGGAAUGUUUUGUACAGACUAUUGAGGAAAACGAUGCCGCGAAACUAGUUUGACAGCUCACAGACGCACACUGAAACAAAACCGUUGUAUACAUGUGUGUGUACGGACUGAAGUGAUGUGUAUUUCUUGCUUAUCGAUUAGCAAGAUAAUUUCAAGGACAUAAGUCGAUACUACUUAAUGUGUAUGACCAUUUAUGAACUUAAUAAAGAAUAUUGAAUUCUUACUACCUAGCGUCUUUCUAUAGCUAUUUAGCGACUGCACCAUGGAUUCGCCGCAGUUAGAAAGUAAAAGUUCCGAUAACGGCGCACAAAAGAGCGUCUCGACGUCGAGCUCCAAUCAGCUAUACAUAACAGAUAGCUUCGAACUACCAGAUGAUACAUUCCGAAUGAGUUUAGAUAACUUUUCUGUUAUCGGAGAAAAUGUUACUGUUGGAAACAGAGAUCCUUCUUUCAACAGUACAGUGACAUCAAACAUUAUCACUCCUUUACUAACACUUCCCACUCCAAGCAUUGAAACUCCAGAUACGCCUACGAACUUGCCAUUUAGUCCGGUGGACACUCCACCACUUGUGAUAGACACACCAAAAAUGGGAGAUAAUAGCUUAUCAGAGAGUUUUAGACCACCGAAUCUGUUAAAAUUAUCUCUGACUAAAAAGAAUGAGAGCGAUAUGUUUGUGAAGCCGACUCCCGGUGCAGAUGUCAUGUCUCCUGCGAAAAUGUUACAAUUCGAAGUGGAUUAUGCGACUAGCGCUACCCCAACAAUGAAACGAGCCGUAGUAGACUUUGAUUUCUUCAACAAAAACAAUUUUGAAGAGUACUUCGACGAUGUACCGAAAUCAGAAGAUCUAGAAACUUCGGAAAACUUAAAGGAAGACGAUAAAAGUUACGAAGAAACUCCGGUUAUCGUGAAGGCCAAUACAGUCCGCCACGAAAUAGGUUACGUGAACCUCAAUAGCGCUUCAAAAGUGGACAUAUCACAUUUUGAUUUGCUCCAAGUCCUCGGCACCGGAGCAUACGGCAAGGUGUUUUUAGUUAGGAAAAGAUGUGGAGUCGACGAGGGCAAGUUGUAUGCAAUGAAAGUACUGAAGAAGGCCUCCAUAGUCCAGAAACUGAAGACUGCUGAACACACGCGGACCGAGAGACAGGUCCUGGAAGCGGUUAGAGCGUGCCCCUUCCUAGUCACACUCCACUACGCGUUUCAGACUGAUGCCAAACUACACCUCAUACUCGAUUACGUGGCGGGUGGCGAACUGUUCACACACUUGUACGAGAGAGAACAUUUCCACGAGAAUGAAGUGCGGAUAUACAUCGCGGAGAUCAUACUUGCGCUCGAGCAGUUGCAUAAGCUCGGCAUAAUCUACCGCGACAUCAAACUCGAGAACAUACUUCUCGACGCUGAGGGCCACAUCGUGCUGACAGACUUUGGGCUCUCCAAGGAGUUCUGCGGCGGGGAGAGCCGGGCGUACAGCUUCUGCGGCACCAUAGAGUACAUGGCGCCUGAGGUGGUCCGCAGCGGCAGCCAGGGGCAUGAUAUUGCAGUAGACUGGUGGUCAGUCGGCGUCCUCACAUACGAGCUGCUGACAGGAGCCUCCCCCUUCACGGUGGAGGGCGAGAAGAAUACCCAACAGGAGAUCACCAAGCGUAUUGUCCGCUGCAGCUAUCCCGUACCCACGGAUGUUAGCCCAGAAGUGCAAGACUUCAUCAAGAAACUGCUGGUGAAGGACCCUCGCAGGCGGCUGGGCGGCGGCGAUGAAGACGCCGAUGAACUCAAGAGGCACCCGUUUUUCCAGAACCUCGACUGGGACGCAGUGUCGCGGCGCGCGGUGCCGGCCCCGUUCGUGCCGACGCUGGCGCACGCGGCCGACACCUGCAACUUCGCGGACGAGUUCACGCGCAUGCCGCCCACCGACUCCCCUGCGCAGGCGCCCAAGCACAGCGACAAGCUCUUCUUAGGAUACUCAUACGUAGCACCGAGCAUCCUGUUCUCCGAGAACAUCAUCUCUGACCAGAUCUGGAUGCAGGCAACCGGACAGAAGCAUGACAAGCUGAAAGGAUGGGUCGCCAAGGAUUCCCCUUUCUUCCAAAAGUACGCGGUGGACCUCAGCUCGCCGCUGCUGGGCGACGGAUCGUUCUCAGUCUGCAGGAAGUGUAUACACCGGCAGACCGGCAAGGAGUAUGCUGUUAAGAUAAUCUCUACCCAGAAGAAGGACAUUAAGCAAGAGAUUGAACUGCUGAAGGCGUGUCAGGGCUGUCCUUACAUCAUCACGCUGCACGAAGUGUUCCAUGAUUCCGCGUUCACGUACAUCGUGACGGAGCUGGCCCUGGGCGGCGAGCUGUCGUCGCAGCUGGCGGGCGGCGUGCCCGAGCGCGCGGCGCGGCGCCUGCUGGCGCAGCUGGCGCUGGCCGUCAGGCAUCUGGCCGCGCGCGGCGCCGUGCACCGGGACCUCAAGCCCGAGAACAUCCUCCUAACCAGCUGUCGCCUGAACGAGGCCCGCGUGAAGGUGGUGGACUUUGGGUUCGCGCGGCGCAUGCCCGAAUGCGACCAGCGGCAGCGGAUGAUGACGCCCUGCUUCAGCUUGCCGUACGCAGCUCCUGAGGUGGUGUCCCGCGCCCGCAGCGCCUCCGCCCCCGGCUACGGGCCCAGCUGCGACCUGUGGAGCUUGGGGGUCAUAUUCUACUGCAUGUUGUGCGGCAAGGCUCCGUUCCAGCCGGUGUCCAAGAAGGAGCCCAUCACGGCGUUCAUGGACCGCAUCCGCACCGGCAGCUUCACCAUGGAAGGUCCAAUCUGGGACAGGAUAUCCUCCGACAGCAAGCGCAUAGUGUCGGGGUUGCUGUCUGUGGAGCCGACACGCCGCCUGACCACCGACGAGCUGCUCGCCUCGCUGGGCAUCGUCAGCGUCGACACCAAUACUUUCAAACUAUCGGACAUGACAAAAGCGGACCUCUACAAACGGCGCAAUAAGAACAAGCAGCGCAAGUCGAGCGGCUCCGAACCUGGCACCUCGCAGGAGCUACCCAUGGAGGUAGAGGACACACAGGAGGAGGCCUCGCUCAUAGAAACCAUCAACAACCUCAAGAACCGCAUGAAUAAAAACUCCAUAGAAAAUGACGUGGAGCUCAUCAAAGCUAAUACACAAGACACGCCCGUCAACGAGGAACCAGAACCAACCUACACUGAGGAAGAAGACAUCCCCUCAGUCAAACCUGUAGAAAAAACAUACGCCAAAUCCAGAUCCAAACUAGACGAUUACAUUUACAUUGAGAGCAGCCAAGGCCUCGACGAUACGGAAGUAGCGUUCCCAAAGACAACGCGCAGUAAAAAGUCCAAAGAAGAAUCCUCACCGGUGCCGAGGAAACGGAGAAAAGUCGACACGAAGAAGAAGGAAGAAGAUAAAGAAGCCAAAGUCAACGGCGACAGAGAGUUGCGCAGCAAGAAGGCUGUUAAACCUAAAAAGACGACGCCAAAACGAACCGCACGCAACAAAGCAGCCGAAGACAAGAAAUCGCGGCCGACUAAAGAAUCUAUCGAGAACGAAAAGACAGUUGUUACUAGAGCGACACGCAAGAGAAAGUACGAGGAGAUAACCAAACCGGUACUCAGAGAGAAAGGCCAGAAUAGAUCGUCCAAGGGCAACGAAGUUACCGAAGUACCUACGAGGAAGAUGGCUAAAGCAAAGAAGAGCGCUAAGAAGACUCUAGCCCCUCUAGAAAUUAAAACUCAAGACAACGUUCGCAUGACGCGCUCGAGAAUGCGCCGUUUGGAGAUAAGUCUGUCUCCGUCGCAGGUGAAGACGGUAGUACCGGCGUUUUCGUUUGAGUCUGAUCGCCGCGUCGACUCUGUGGAGUCUACACGGUCGAGCAAGGCGAGGAAGCCUCGCGGGAAGGCGGCGACUAAAGCCAGCAAGACUAACAAGGCUAAGAAGCCAGUACGCAGCGUGCGCCCCCGCGCCAGCCGGAGGUGAAGGCCCCUGCACACCGCGCACUAACACCCUACAGACUGCUUUACAAUUGCGCUUAUACAGGGUGACCUGUUCGGGGGACUAGUGUUCAAUACGUGUUAGUGAAAAGUGAUCGGGAUAAACUACAAGAGUGACGUGAUUCAAAACAUGUGUUCACGACCACCCUGUAUAACCUCAAAUUCCAAAUGAGACAAAUAGUGAUGCAAUAAGACGGCUUUGCUCAUUCUAGGAUAGCAAAGAAAAGUUAUUUAUUCGAAAGAGUAAGUUAAUAUAAAAUUACGAAUGGAACGCGUAUAACUUGGUAAUGGUCAACAACGAAAGAGGCUGAAAUCUACGCAUGGCAACACUGAACUCGAAGAAAUUUCGUUGCCAUGCGAAUAAAAAUAAUUUCCAAAGUGAACCGAGUUAUAUGCCUUCCCUGUUUCCGUUCUAGUGUGAAAAAUUAACGGUAGUCCUGUUUUUAUUUUUUAAUCCUUUUAUUUAAUGUUACUAUUAAUUUUUAAGUAUACCUUUUUUCCCCUUUAUGAUUAAAAUUACCAUUAGAAUUAAUUCUUGACGUUGGUUAUUAUGUAUUUGAUUAGAAUAUAAAAUAAUUCUUAGGUAAAUUCUUGUGGGCGUGCAUGUUUCACUGCCUAGUUGAAUAUCAUUUGAACAUAAUUUAUUGUAAAAAGAGGUCUAUAUCGCUUAGAUGUUCCAUCGUUUCGCUUUAAGAGCAUCAACGAAUCAUUAUAUAUUACAAAGUAUAGUUUGUCUUAGCAAAUUUCUGUUAAUACAUCAAAGUGCGGAAAGAAAUACAGAUUAUUCGCCUCACAAUUUCCUACGAAAACCAAAUUUGUGUGACUGUUAAAACUUGUUGUUGUUUCUGUAGUAUUGAAGAUGCAUAUAUGUCUUUAUGAUGAAACAGAGGGUUACCUGAGGGCAAUUGUAGGUAUAAGGUCACCAAAUUAGAGUGGGUAGUCUGUGGGUUCUUAACUCUUUGUCAGUGUCCGAAUAUAGAAGUCUUACGGACGUCCCCGUGUCAUAGAUUAAAGAAUAAAUACUACGUAUAGAAUGGUAACUCCGCCCCGCGCUUUUUCGUAUCUGGCGCCGAGAUCUUCCCCUCUUGGUUUUUAGUCUUAAAUGGCUGUAAGCCGCUAAGGUGUAAGGGGGAGAGCGCGCGGACAGUCUCGCUCGCACUCACGCGUUACUCGGUUCACGGUGACAAUGAGAUUUUUGUAUCGCGUGUCGGGUGUGCCCAAGUUCUAUUUCGACUAGUGAUGUUCCGAAUAUCCGUAUCCGUGUCCGUUACUUUUCACGCGGAUCUUUUACGGAUCUUUUUCAGGUGAUUAAGUAGAAUUAUUAAAUAAAAAACAUAAAAUUCCACAGUGUCACACUAAACCAUAACCAAAACAAAAGUACUACCCGCGCAAUGCAAGUUAAAACGUGUCCUGCCUGACGUUGCGGCGAGAAUAAGAAAAUAAAGAUCCGCGGAUAUACAUUUUUAACGAUCCGGCACAUCACUAAUUUCGACAUACGUUGCAGGAAUGUGCACUAGAUAACUACGAGCCACGCCAAUGUAUGACGUAAAUUGUUGUUACUGUCUGGGAUGUCUAUAAGACUUCAAAAGGAUCUCUUUCCAUUAGUAUGAAUUUUAGGUUGUUUGUGUGUGUAUAUUUGUUUGAAAACUAGAUUUAAUAGGUUAAAUUUGUAAAUGUGUUUGGAAUAAUAAUCUAAUAGUUCUGCGUUGUAUACCUUGUCUCUUCCACUACGAAAAAAGUAAAUUAUAUAAAAAAAAAUGUUUUGAAUGGUGAUAGUGCCAAAGCAUGCUUGAAUUUCAAAUUCUAUUGUAACCAAAUUCGAUUCUAAAAGAAACAAUUUUUAAAGCCCUUUUUUUCUACCAUGGAUUUUUUAAACGCUAUUUUUCUCUCUACGAUACUUUUUUCGCUUUUACCAAAUAAAAAAAAAAGUUUGUUUUGAUUUAUUUCUGUGUAAAUAUUCUAGCAUUUAGUACAAAAUCGGUGGAAGAUUUAAAAAAAAAUAUUAUUUAUAAUUAUUAUUGUAAUUAAAAAUCUCAAUUUUGAAACGUCAUGUUGCUUAUUCUAAAAAUUUAGAUGUGGUUAGUAGGGCUGACGGCUGGUCACAUAUCGAAUGUUCCGAACGCGUGUUUGUGGCGAAAUUUGAACUGUUACAAUUUUCUGGCUAUCUCUAUCUAGUCCGAAUUUUGUCCAUAACAAGCAUUUCGUUCAAAAAUACAAAGUUUGUGGAGUUUCGUUCAAUUUCCAACAUUUAUUUGUUAUGAGACAUUGUUUUUUGAAAGUACUUUUAUAUGGGUAUUACUUUGCAAUUAGGAGCAACUGGUUUUAUUGUUUUUGUAAUGUAAUUGUAUCUAUUAGUGUAGUCACUAGCAAUACAUUUUACUAGGAGAAUUUCUAUUUAUGUAGUGCCUGACCAGAAAAAUUUAAAUAUAUGUAACGCAGCAAAUUAUAAUAAAUAAAGUAGCUUCGUUUUCUAUGACAAUAAAGCUUAAGCGACAUAGUAAUUAAACUGUUUAUUUUUCUGGCCAGACGGUACAAUAACAGAUUAUAUAAAGUAUAUAGAACUGUUGACGUUAUCCAAUUAGCUUAUAUAUUAUAUAGCCCGUAUAAAAGUACUAGACAUAUACGCAUAAUAAUGUAAACGAAGUAUCAACGCCGUAGGACGACAAAUUCUGGGAAAUUGUGAAUUUCCACUUCGUAGCCUUUACAUCACGUUUUAAAGUGCACUUAAAUAAAUGGAAUGUACCAAAAGAUUAUAUAAUUUUAUAAUGAAGUGUUAGGAAGUCGGCGGGGAGUAAACAAAUUUUGUAAGCGUAUGCCGGCGGAGUAUUGGAUUGUAAUAAAUAUACCAUUUUAACAUUUAAA
Molecule: messenger RNA, 7375 nt
Organism: Pectinophora gossypiella (pink bollworm)
Lineage: Eukaryota; Metazoa; Arthropoda; Insecta; Lepidoptera; Gelechiidae
Product: ribosomal protein S6 kinase alpha-5-like
Exons: 18
Coding region: 801-4499 (1232 amino acids)
Biological process (GO): protein phosphorylation; regulation of DNA-templated transcription
Molecular function (GO): protein serine/threonine kinase activity; ATP binding
Source: RefSeq, a predicted model, not a curated record